AUGAGUGAUGGAUUUCUACAGCUGGUUACAGAGGGGAAUCAAAAUUUGUACAAACUGCCUAAUGAGAGUUUAAAGUUUUUGAAACAAAAACAUUCCAUAGCCGAAUGCUUUCUACGAGCAUGUUUCCGUCAGAUUAUUAACAUCGAUGAAGACAACGAUUUCCCUUUACCAUUAACCAGGAAAUGCAGCAGUUGUCGCCGAAAGCUGGAAAAGGUAAGAAAUGCAGAGAUGUCUCGAUCAGCACAAACACCAACCGCGAACACGGAUAAAGCAGAAGCAACACAAAAAGAUUGUACUAAUACUUCAAGCAUUUCCGAAUCGGAUUCUACUAUUUCCUCCAUACACCGCAGAAACAAUAUUCCUGCAGAACAAGACAAAUACCAGACAACGGACUUUACACCAAACAUGAUGAGGCAAUUUCAUCCAGAAGCCCAGUCUUCGAAGUUUGCCGAAAAUUUGCAAAUGACAAGAUCCGCUGGUAACAUGUACAUAUCAAGUGUUUGUAUUGGUACAACUUCAAACAAUAUUGCUAUACAGAAAAUUAAAAAAGAAAAACCAGCUAAAUUUGUGAUAUCUAUAAAAGAAUCAGGUCUUAAAUUUGUAAAGAGCUGUCAAAAUUUUAUCAAAAAUCCCCAUGAAAGAAAUUCGUAAAAUACACUUAAUUAAAAUUCACAGAUUAGAGAAAACAUGAUGAUUAACAAUCAUUGAAUAUUACUAUAAAGCUUCAGUCGAAUAUUUUACUGAAACCGGUGAUAAUCACUUUUUGAGAACUUUGUCAUUUUUCCAAAUGGUCUCGAUGAAAUCCUUCUGUUACCAUAUUUCUGUUGAAAUACACACUAUAUUUGUAUCAGUUAAUAAUGAAGGAUUUAGUAAAAUAACUUUAUCAUUAAGCUGGUGUUUGGAAAAACAAAUUAAUACAUUUUUAUGGAAGAUUUGAAUUUCGAUCACUUUGAAACAGAAGUGCAAAGAACCAAGUGCAAUUUGAAGAUGUCUUCUACAAGCUGAAAUGAUUCCACAAAAGAGUAACCAAGUCAUCUUCGCAUAUUUUGCAUUCUCAGAACCAUUAUGGAGAAUACUACUAAUUUGGAAAUUGACUAAAACAAAUCUUGUAUUAGGAAGUUACGAAAUGAAGAAAUAACGAACUUAAAUGGAAUAACUGAAAGAAAUGUUGGCUUUGGAGCGAUUUAUUUUCCGUAUAUAAAAUACAUUGCAUGCAUCCACAUUAAAAACAUAUCGCAUACACAUGAAGAUAUAUACUACAAGCCAUAAAGGACAGAGGCAUCAUGGGUAAAAGUAACAAACUGAUAAUACAUAUAUUCUCAGAACGUUAUAUAGCAUAUGAUAUCAGCUUCUUCAUUGAUGAUAAAUGUUGAUUUUUUUUUCCUGUGACGCAAGAUCGCACUUUCAAUAAUGUAUUUACUACUAAAAGAAACACGCCAGGAAUAUUAAAGCAAACUGUAAAUGCGACGGCGGUCAUGUAUAAAACUGCAAACCAUUUUUAUUUUUCAAUAACUCCAGAAAGAAAACUGUGGAUUUGUUACAUUCGUAUUUAGACACACAAGCAUUUAACUAUAUAUACUUAA
Messenger RNA from Octopus sinensis (East Asian common octopus), 1583 nucleotides. RefSeq lists its product as uncharacterized. Lineage: Eukaryota; Metazoa; Mollusca; Cephalopoda; Octopoda; Octopodidae. The transcript has 2 exons. The record is from RefSeq and is a predicted model, not a curated record. Bases 1 to 651 code for a protein of 216 amino acids.